AGGCCUGGGCAAUUUAAAUUUGUUGCCCGAGUUCCGAGCGCGAAGGCUUCGAGCGCUGCUUCCCUGGAAGAAGCUGUGUUGAGCAAAUUGGCCGAGACCUGCAGAUCAAGGAUCGGGCGAUGCUGUGGAUCUGGAAGGGGGCCAGGAGGGCGCUGGUCGUCGGCAGGAGUCAGACAUAUACGCCGUGCACAGUGGCACUGGCUAAGCGGAGCUUCAAUGUCUCACCAGCGAGCGCACAGCAGAGGAAACAGAAGUCGGUGAAGUGGAACGACUUGCCCUUGAGCGCUGUGGACGAGGAUGGCGUGACGAGGGAGCCUCUCCCGAGCUUCGAGAAACGAUCGAGUGCGAAGGACUCGCCCCGACGAAGAAGAGGAGAGCUGGAGACAGCAGAAGAGGAAGAGGGCAAAGCGCAAGCUUCGACGCUCGGCCUGGUCGUUGAUCGAAUCGACGAGCUCGGGCCAGAGGGACAAGAAUGGACACCGCUAGCAAAGGAUGUUCUGACGAACCUCGCUCGCUUCCCCGGCUGCAUCCUCCUCACACGAGUCGGUGGCUUUUACGAGUCCUAUUUUGAGCAGGCACCUGUCCUGGCCAAUCUCACGGGCAUCAAGCUGGCUAAGCGGACCUUUGGAGGCAGAACGGUGCCCAUGGCCGGCUUCCCCAUCGUUCAGCUCGAAAAGUACCUCAAGGUGCUCGUGCAGGAUCACGGCAAGCUCGUAGCGAUCUGUGAUGAGUUCAAGGCUAUCACUACGCCAGCAAACAAACGCAUCAGCAAGAAGGAGGAAGACGGGGACGUCCGACUGAAUGAAGCACCGCAGGUCACCAUCACACGGCGUGUCUCGAGGGUCGUCAGUCGAGGCACGCUCAUCGACGAAAAGUUCUUGGAUCCCUUUAGCUCAAAUUGGGUCCUCUCCGUCACGGCUGACGCUGCAGGCAGGUACGGCCUGGCCUGGCUCGACGUGGGAACGGCCGACUUCGACACGACGACGUGCUUUGACGUCGAGUCUUUGAGAGACGAGGUGGCGAGAAUCGGACCGAGAGAGGUAGUCGUCCAACCCGGUCUCUUUAAUCGACCGAGCCACUCUCUUCCAUCUUCGUAUGACAACCAAGCGAUGGAGCCUGACGGAAGCCCGUUCUGGGAGGCCAUCAAUCGCGAGCAGAUGCACGUCUGCCUGGCUGCCCCGUCGCUAGACGACUCCCCCGAGUACAGCGACGACGACGCCGAGACACGAGCUGUCAAGAGCCUGACGGAACACAUUCGGACUCGUUUGCUGGACAGUAUGCCCGAAGACCUCGAUGUGUUGGCUUUCCACCAGCAGGAGGGCGAGGAGGGAGGGCAGCCGCCGCUCCUGCAUCGCCAUCUCGGCCGACGGCGAGAGACUGAGACUAUGCAUAUCGACGCGCAUACACUGCUCGCUCUGGAGGUGCGUGCCUCUGCCACCGGCAGCACCAGCGGCAGUCUUCUUUCGACGGUGCGGCGGACCAUUACAAAGGGCGGGUCUCGCCUUUUGUCCGAGUGGCUCACGGCGCCCAGCACCCUGCUGCCCGUCAUACACAGAAGGCAAUCCCUCGUCGAUCUGUUCGUCAAACAAGGUUUUCUUAGGCAAGAUCUCAGAACCUGGCUACGAAAGGGCGUGGGCGACGUCUCGAGGGCACUACAGAGGAUAACAACGAGUCGUAAUGACGAGCAGGACCUACUUGAAAUACGCGACUUUGUCGCCACUUGCAAGGCGCUCGUCGAGCUGCUCGGCGAAGAGAUUCAGCGGCAAGGUGGCAAGGACGGAGAGGAAGGCUGGAAGACGCUGCAGACGCUUGUUGAUCGGUUUCAGUCGCUAGACGAGCUUGGCGCGAGGCUGGGCGAUGCCAUUGAUGAGGGAGUCAUUGAGAAGAGAUCAAGGGAUCAGGAAGAAUUGGCGAGGCAGAGGCACGAUGAGGUACUCGAAGACGUCACUGCAGCAGCUGUGAGGCGAGAUGAGGGUCUGGGUGAGGCCAGGGCCUCUGCAAGCAAGAUCAAGAUUGGCAACAAGCAAAGAGCGGACAAAGACGAUCAAAGCGAGGAGCGCAACGGCAUUUGGGGGACGGCCUUUGAGCACAUGAUUCGGCCAAACGCAUCGAAAGAGCUCACCUCGCUGACCAAGGAGCAUGUUGCAUUGCGUCGACGUGCUGCUCGCUUUGAGCAGGAGCUUCGGCGGAGAAUGGGCACGGAGAAGUUGACGCUUCGUAACGUACAGAAACAGGGCUUUGUUGUGCACGUCCAAGAGGGUGGUGCGUCCAAGAGUAAGGGCGACGACGAAGAGCUGGGCAAGAUGUACCUCUCUGCACACGGAAAGACAUUCCGGACUUAUCUUCAUCCGGAGUGGACAAAAUUGGGCCGCAAGAUGGAGCAUGUAGAGCGUCAACUCUUGGAAAGGGAAGCGAUGGAGCUUCAAAGGCUACGCCACGAUGUUCUUGUCGAAGCCAUGGCUAUUCGGCGCAAUGCCCGCCUCGUCGACGAAGUAGAUGUCCUCACAAGCUUCGCCCACUUGGCUGUUGAGCGCAGGCUUGUAAGACCCGUCGUCGACGACUCAGGCGUGCUGGAAGUGAAAGGUUGUCGGCACUUGGCUGUCGAGACGGGCCUUCUGGCGCACGGCAGGUCAUUUACGCCAAACGACGUUGAAAUGCACCCGCAACGCCACCGGCUUCAUCUUGUCACGGGCCCCAACAUGGGUGGAAAAUCCACCUUCUUAAGACAGGUGGCUACACUCUGCCUCAUCGCACAGACGGGCUCGUUCGUGCCUUGUGAGUCAGCUCGCAUCGGUCUUGUCGAUGGCCUCUUCUCGCGCGUUGGCGCAAGGGACGAUGUCGCAAGAGACCGCUCUACGUUUAUGGUGGAAAUGGCCGAGACGUCUGAGAUUCUCAAGCGAGCCACCAAGAGGUCUUUGGUCAUAGCUGACGAGAUCGGAAGGGGCACGACGACAGACGUGGGCGUUUCCAUCGCGCUCGCGACGCUCAGAACGCUCUUGGAAAAGAAUGGGUGUCGAACAUUGUUUGCGACACACCUGCACGAGAUUGCCGAUCUUCUAUCGAAACGGCACGAGCAGAGCCCAGGAGAAGAGGAGGGGGUCAAAUUCGUGUGCACAGACGUAGAAGAGGACGAGAGCGAUGGCAGCAUCAUCUUUUCGCAUCGGUUGAGAGACGGAAUCAACCGCGAGUCACAUGGCUUGAAGGUGGCAAAGUUGGCAGGUAUGCCAGAGGAAGCCCUCGCGGUGGCGGAAAAGACACUGGUGUGGCUCAGGGAAGCCCGGCAGCCCUUACAUCUGUAAUCAUUAGAUACUCGCCGCAAUUAUACCAGUUUCGACCUCUG
Messenger RNA from Acaromyces ingoldii, 3340 nucleotides. RefSeq lists its product as hypothetical. The transcript has a single exon. The coding region runs from base 120 to 3299 and encodes 1059 amino acids. Gene Ontology annotation, molecular function: ATP binding; mismatched DNA binding; ATP-dependent DNA damage sensor activity. Gene Ontology annotation, cellular component: nucleus. Lineage: Eukaryota; Fungi; Basidiomycota; Exobasidiomycetes; Exobasidiales; Cryptobasidiaceae. Gene Ontology annotation, biological process: mismatch repair. The record is from RefSeq and is a predicted model, not a curated record.